Molecule: messenger RNA, 1374 nt
Organism: Salvia miltiorrhiza (redroot sage)
Lineage: Eukaryota; Viridiplantae; Streptophyta; Magnoliopsida; Lamiales; Lamiaceae
Product: protein FAR1-RELATED SEQUENCE 5-like
Exons: 1
Coding region: 1-1374 (457 amino acids)
Biological process (GO): regulation of DNA-templated transcription
Molecular function (GO): zinc ion binding
Source: RefSeq, a predicted model, not a curated record
AUGAUAUUUGCACCAUUCACGGGGAAGGAUAACCAUGGCGGUUGCGUUACAUUUGCAGCUGGGUUACUAACGAGGGAAGAUGUGAGUUCAUACUCUUGGAUCCUCAAACAAUUUGUAGACUGCAUGGGUCACACUCCAACUAUGUUGAUAACAGACCAAGAUCCGGCACUAAAGAUUGCCGUUGAGAAUGUUAUGCCGGCCACAAGACACAGAUUCUGCAUGUGGCACAUAAUGAUGAAGGUGGCUAAGAAGCUUCCAAUUUCUCUUCAGGAUAAUGCUGAGUUGACGAGCAAUUUAUAUGAAGUUGCGUGGUCGGAGAUCGACGAGCCUAGUGCAUUUGAAGAGAAGUGGACAGAGGUUAUAAAUGAAUAUGGUUUGGCAGACCAUUCUUGGUUUUCAGAUAUGUUUUCUCUGCGCAAGUACUGGAUUCCAGCAUAUUUCCGUGAUUUAAGAAUGAGCGGCCUAUUUAGAACGACGUCGAUGUCGAAAAGCGAGAAUAGUUUCUUUCGUAAGUACUUGAAUUGGCAUUCUAACUUGGCCGCAUUCUACAUCCACUACGAAAGUGCAAUGCAGGCUCAGAGGCACUCCUACAAACAGCUGUGCAUGAUCGACCAAACAACCACUCCUAAAUUGAAGACAAACAAGCCCAUAGAGCAGCACGCAAGUCGCAUCUAUACCUCGAAGAUUUUUUUGGAAGUACAGGUUGAAAUCGUUGAGGCAUUCAACCGUUGCCGCACAAGAUCCAUGGAUACAGGACAUGAAGAACAUAGAUAUGCAGUUGAUGAUCGAUCCAGUGGUGUUUUCAAUGUUGCUCAUAAUACGUUAUCGGACACCAUAGAUUGCUCAUGCAAACAUUUCUUGAAGAAGGGAUUGGUAUGCAGGCAUAUGUUUGUGGUUAUGCAUAACAUUGGUCUCAAUGCUAUUCCUCAAAAGUACAUUCUUGGAAGAUGGAUGCAGAAUGCAGGAGUAGGUGUGAUGUCUAAUACUCAGACACAAGCAUCCAAUAAGCCUUUAAUGUCUGAGGCGUUUAGGUGCAUUGCAAUUGCUGAUGGGAAUGAGGCUUUAUCUGUGUCCCUAAUAGCUGAACUCAAGAGAUGGGCAGACGCGAAUCAACCUCAAUCUUCAACGUCUGUAAAUGCCAAGGAAAGAAUGUUCCAAACAUUUUAUGGUGCCAAACUGCCCACGAAAAUAACUAUUCAUCCUCCUGAUCAUGUUAAGACCAAAGGUAGUGGCAAGCGGCUUAAGUCAACCUAUGAGAAAGAGCUUGAGAAGGCCAAGAAACCGAGGAGACGGUGCCAGAAGUGUGGCUUUAUGGUGCGUCACGACUCGCGUAAUUGUGGCAAAGUAGUCGAGGAGGACAGUGAAGAGGAGUAA